AUAUUAAAAUCCAUUAUCUCAGCCAAGGCAAGGAUCUUUUGAACAAAGGCUGGAUAGCACAGAGACAAAAAUCGUUGUUUAUACUGCAGCAAUUGCGCGACCAAAUGUUAGAUGCUUUGCAUGAUUCAGCAUAG
Messenger RNA from Dentiscutata erythropus, 134 nucleotides. The record is from the annotation of a GenBank genome assembly. NCBI's taxonomy places the organism in Eukaryota, Fungi, Glomeromycota, Glomeromycetes, Diversisporales, Gigasporaceae.